AUGAAAUUAAUGUCAAGCAUCGAAGCAUUCGUGGAGAAUUGCUAUCAAAAUAAGCAAGAUCAAAUGCCGGAGAAGACUAUAAACAAUGUGCUUAGGGCAAAUUCAAAAAAACUAGACAGUUUUAUCAACCAACCGUCUUCAUCGCCAGGCAAUAAAGUGAAAGAAGCGCAGAAAAUGGCAAAAGGUGUUAUCGACUUCUACGCACUAUUAUUGUCUGAUUUCUUUAAUCUUUCUUCACCGUUCGAAAGGUUCACAAGAAUACAUUUGUUCCGCCCAUUCCGACUCGGUCGCCGCUUGCUUUUUUUGACGAAAAUUGUAAUGGAGAUGUGUGAAUGUGUGAAUGAUAUCAAUGUCGCUGCUGAGGCUUCUGUUGCCUUGUCAACGCUUAUGGAACAAACACGGUGGCGAUUUGUAGAAGUAUUAUGUGAUACAUGGAUUAUGGAUGCAAAGAACUUUUAUUUGUUGGAAGACCGGACAUUGGACCCAGAUUACUACGAUUCUGAGGGCCUUUCACGCAUUCCAUAA
Messenger RNA from Paraglomus brasilianum, 525 nucleotides. Lineage: Eukaryota; Fungi; Glomeromycota; Glomeromycetes; Paraglomerales; Paraglomeraceae. The record is from the annotation of a GenBank genome assembly.